CUCAUUUUGACAAUUGCAGUGUCAGUUCAAUGUAUUGUAAAUAAAUACAUUUUAGUUUAUUUAAGUAGCUACAACAAAUGUUGACAAUAAAAUGACAUUAGCAGAGUUUUUUGGUUGCACAUGCCUAGCCUUCGGGCCACCAUUUACAAUGUUCGUGUUUACAAUUGCACAUGAUCCUAUACGAAUUAUUAUCCUGGUUGCUGCAGCAUUUUUCUGGUUAGUCUCGCUACUUUUAUCAUCGAUUGUGUGGGUUGCAUUAAUUCCUAUUAAAACGUAUCUCCAGUUUGCGAUAUUCUAUACAGUAUUAUUUCAAGAAAUCUUCAGAUUCGCUAUUUAUAAAAUACUUCGAAGAGCAGAGUAUGGUUUAAAGAAAAUUACAGAAAAUAGUACCACUUUAACUGAAAAUAAACACAUAUUGGCUUACGUGAGUGGCUUAGGAUUUGGAAUUAUGAGUGGAGCUUUUUCCCUAAUAAAUAUAUUAGCUGAUGCAGUCGGACCAGGAACUAUGGGAUUGAAGGCAGGAAAGGAAACCUUUUUCUUAACGAGCUCAGCAAUUGGUUUAUGUUUUAUUCUAUUAAAUACUUUUUGGAGUGUCAUAUUUUUUAAUGCGUGCGAUAAUAGAAACUAUAUAAAUUUGGGUUAUGUUAUUCUGUCACAUUUAUUAGCUUCAUAUUUAACAUUAUUGAAUAGUCAAUACAAUUAUUGGGAAUGUAUUACUACUUUGUACAUAUUAAUGAUUUUCACUGGUUGUUUUGCUCUAAAAAUUGCGGGGGGAACAAUCCAUUCAUUAACAAAUGGGUUGAAAUUCAAAGCAACAAUUUAAAUUAUUAAUUUACUAUAUAGAAUUACUGUCCAAUGGACAAAUUUUAACAUCAAUAGCCAGAUAUUUAUUGUACUGUAUCAAAUUUCUAGAAUAUUGUAAUAACAGAUUUAUAAUGCAUACAUUAAACAAGACUUUUUAGAUUUGGAAGUGCUUAUUGCUACUAAAAUGUUUUUUUAAACUAUAUUUUGGUACUUUUCCAUUUAUAUAAUAUUUAUUGUUGUUUAAAAUCUUGUAAUAAUGUAAAAAACGAAAAUAUAUAUUUCUCUUAGCCAAAAUAA
Diorhabda carinulata is the source of this 1101-nucleotide messenger RNA. It is a transcript of the gene aph-1, whose product is annotated as gamma-secretase subunit Aph-1. Gene Ontology annotation, biological process: protein processing; Notch receptor processing; positive regulation of catalytic activity. Gene Ontology annotation, cellular component: membrane; gamma-secretase complex; endoplasmic reticulum. The coding region runs from base 92 to 823 and encodes 243 amino acids. The record is from RefSeq and is a predicted model, not a curated record. The transcript has a single exon. Gene Ontology annotation, molecular function: protein-macromolecule adaptor activity. NCBI's taxonomy places the organism in Eukaryota, Metazoa, Arthropoda, Insecta, Coleoptera, Chrysomelidae.